AGGCCGGGCCGGCGGCCCCGGAGCCUCGGGACGGACGCGGCGGGAGUCUCAGCCCAGAGAGCCCCGGCGCUCGCUCGUUCUCCCGCUCGCUCUCCCCCCGGCCCGCUCUCCCCCCGGCCCGGCCCGCGGCCCCGCAGCGUGGGGAGAAGUUUGCGAGCAACUUGGCGGCAGAAGGGAAGGCGGGAGCGUCCGCAGCAGCAGCCGCCGCAGGGGCAGCCCCAGCCCGCGCCCCGGCCGCAGCCCGUUGGGAACCCGGCGGCAGCGAUGAGCCCGUGGCUCGGUCUCGUGGUGCUUCUCUGCAGCUGGAGCCUGAGGGACCUGGGGGCGGACGCGUGCACUUGUUCCCCGAGCCACCCUCAGGACGCCUUCUGCAACUCGGACAUCGUGAUCCGUGCCAAAGUGGUCGGGAAGAAGCUGGUGAAGGAGGGACCCUUUGGGACACUGAUAUACACCAUCAAGCAGAUGAAGAUGUACAGGGGCUUCAGCAAGAUGCCCCACGUGCAGUACAUCCACACAGAAGCUUCAGAGAGCCUCUGUGGGCUGAAGCUGGAAGUCAACAAAUACCAGUAUCUGAUAACAGGCCGCGUAUAUGACGGCAAGAUGUAUACGGGUCUGUGCAACUUUGUGGAGAGGUGGGACCGGCUCACCCUCUCCCAGCGCAAGGGGCUCAAUUAUCGCUACCACCUGGGCUGCAACUGCAAGAUCAAGUCGUGCUAUUACUUGCCCUGUUUCGUGACUUCCAAGAACGAGUGUCUCUGGACAGACAUGCUCUCUAACUUCGGCUACCCGGGGUACCAGUCGAAGCACUACGCCUGCAUCCGGCAGAAGGGGGGCUACUGCAGCUGGUACAGGGGCUGGGCGCCCCCGGACAAGACAAUCAUCAACGCCACAGACCCCUGAGCUGCCGUCUCUCCCCUUCCCCCUCCCCUCCCUCUUCCGGCUGAGCUUCCUUCGGACACUAACUCUUACCAGACGAUGACAAUGAAAUUAGUGCCUGUUUUCUCGCAGAUUUAGCACUUCGAACACUUAAAAGGAAAAAUCUAUGCCGUCAUACUGAGUUUAUUUUUAAUCACAUUUCCCUCCCCCCCUUCUUUUUGGCUUUGACAUCACCUGUUUCCACCUGGGGAAAUCUAUGAUGGCUUGCCAGAAAUGAACAAGGAGAGCAAACUUCUUUUAUCAGCGUCUAUAUAAUCUAUAUUUUUUUAGGAAAACAAAAAUCUAAAAACUAUCCCGGUUGGGCAUUGUAAUCCCUUCUGUCCCUUCCCCUUGCUCCUUCCCUCUUUUUCCCCAGUGCACAAAUUAUAUACAGACAAGGCAUUUUCUGAAGGGAGGGGAUGAUGGGAUGGGCCGAGAUUAACAAGGAAGCAAGCAAAUCCCGAGGCACGGGGGGAGAUGGGAUUGGAAGCCCCAAUAGCCUCUUGGAACGCUUGUCUGCAUGUACGAUGGCCACGCCAAGGAGCGUGAAGUGAGGGGGAGCCCCCAGCCCCUUGCAGACCCCCCACCUUCUAGACUGCCCUGUUUCAUCAGGGCAGAGCCAGGAGGAAACGUGCCCGCCUUUUACAGCCGACCAGGUGAAAGGCUCCUAGAAACUCUGUGAUCUCUGUUUGGCAGGGAGCUCGCCAUGUACAUUCAAGAACUUUAUCCCCUUAGCUCUUAGCUGGAGUCCUUUUAGAAUGUUGCUUGGAGAACACCAUUACCCAAUUAGCUUUCAGCUCAAAGAGGGAGGGGAGGGAAUGUAUUUAGGUGCACAUAUACCUAUAGCCACACAGAGCUAUAAGCUAAGUUUUUUACAGGACACAGAAUUACAUUCAAUGCUGUUGACAUCCUCUUUCUCCCUGCCUUUUUUUUGUUUCAAGAUGGAAACCCUGACAUUCCAAGUUGUUGGCUUUUGAUAGUAAAAUUUUCAACUCCAGAGCCUUUAGAAUCUCUCCUCCCCAGCUUGUAACCUCAAUAUGGCAGCUGGGGCCAUGAGAUGGGAGACGUAGGGGUGGGGAGAACAGAAUCUGCCUUCCUCACUUAACGGAAUGUCCCUCCCCUCAUUGUUUCUAGCAAGGGCUGGAUUGUACAGCUUCCCCUUUCCCAGUUUCCCUUUGCCGGACCCACGGUGGGCUUCUUCCCCGUCCCCACAGCCUAGCAAGUGGUGUUAGAGGCUAGAGAGGUUGAUUUUUGCUGUUGGCUGAAGGGCUUUUUAUUGUCUUUUGAUUUUUUUUUAAAGAAAACUAUAAUAUAAAUUCUCUUAUUAAAUAAAAUUAUUUUAAGUUUUAAUGUUGAUAAAUAGGAGAUACUGAGAAAAUGGUUGAUGUGCAUUUUACAGAGUUUUGGGGGUGGUGACAUUUAACACAAGUUUUUCUUUUUCUUUUUUUUUUUAAGAUUAUAAUUAUUUAUCAAAAUGAUUUUGAACCUUCAGUUCAUUCCACUUUAGGAAACAGAGCUGCUCUGCUUUCUGGUUUUGUUUUGUAUUUUAAAUCACCAACAAGAUGCUUCUGCCUGUACAUACACUUAUAUCCCCUAACCCCAUUUGAAAUAAUCCCCUGCCAUUGUCUUUCUGACCUGGAGAGCAUCAAGAUAAGGAGAUAACCAUACUGCUGGAAACAACAGAGCGUGCCCACGAAUAAUUAAGACUUCUUGUUACCUCAAACUAGAGUAUUUAGCUUUUGUGUAGCCCCCCAAACUAGAAAUGGGGUAUCCUGAAUCCUAGUUUCCUCGAGACCCGAGUGUCACCUUUUUGGUGGCCAUCAUGGGUGAUCUCAAAAAGAUCAUGGUAAUGGAGAACUUCAGUAAGACCUAAAAGAAACAAAAAAGCAAAUGCUGGAUGGCCUCUAGGGAAGACGGAGACGAUACUAGGGGGGAUCCCACCUCUCUCUGACAGCUUCAGACCAGGGCAGAGACAAUGGGGUCUUGACAAAAGAAAAGAAAAAAAAAGUCUCUUGUGUGAUGUCUAAGGGUGAUUAUCAAGCUUGCUAUAAGCUACAGCUUUGUUGACUAUAUCUGUUCACUUAAUGUUUAAUUCAAGGUCAUUUAUGUAGCUGAGACAUCUCAGUACUUCAAAUUAUUGUUAAUUUUUUUGUUUUGUUUUGCUAAGUUCUGUGUUGUAUGUAGGUUGUAAUAUCUGCACAUUUUUUUUCAAAGCAAAACUAGACACUUCCCCUCCCCCCAUAUUCCACCAAAUUUCAUUAAUAUUUUGAAAAGUAAAACAUUUGAAGUGUAGAAAGCCAGACUGGCAAAAAAUGUGGAGGAUCAGAGAGCAAAUAACCCUUUGCUUCCAUGGGAGAAGGGACAUUUGAUUUGGGGAUGCCCUUGGGUGGCAAGAAUUUUUCUGGUGGAAGAGAGUAAAAAGAGAACAAUCCAGGCCAGAAAAAACUUUAAAAAGAGUUGCAUGACUGGUGAAAACAUGGGAUAUUGUCCUAUGGAUGUAAAAAUAAAUCUGGAGGAGGGUGGCUCUGGAUUGAGCUAUUUUCCUCCCAGGAGCAUCAGAAGUUUGUUGGCUCUCCUGGCCUUCUCUUUCACUCCCAACCUACCCAUUAGCAAUACCCAGAAUCCCGCCAGAUCAGGAAUUUGAUUUCAGAGGCGGUCAUCCUACCUGGCCGGGUGAUGUCCCUUUUCCCUCCUCUCCAACGCCAAACCACGAUCAUGGCGGUUCUGGAGAUGAUCAGUGCAAGAUCCCCACAGCUUCAUCUUGUUCACUUUCCCUGAUUCUUGGGAAAGGACCAAUUGGACCAGGGGAGGGGAGCUAGAAGCCAACAGCCAAUUGGAAACAUACUUCCCAACAGACACGAGAGUCUCGCCUCUUUGGAAUGAUUUGUCAUCCCUCCGUUCUCUCCACCUCAUUCACGGACACCAUCAGCUCUGGCAGGGGUGGAAGGUGGAGUCAGGUAGGGUAGUGCCCGAGAGUCUUUGCUUCUGGCUACUUCUUGAAAAAAGAAAAGGUCCUCUGGGUAGCUGAAAGGGAGACAGGAGUCAACCUGUGCAGGACUUUGGCCCAAUGAAAGACAGAGCCAUGGGGGAGUUGAGCAGACCUAAAAUCGAGAGCUGGAAAGAGCCUUCAAGGUCAUCUUGUCCAAUCCUCUCUUUGCAGAAGAGGAAAGUUCAGUGAUUGCCCCAAAGUGACAAAGCAGGGAUUCAAACCCAGGUCCUCUGAUGCUGGAUCCAGCCCUGUUUCUGCUUUACAGAAGCUUCUCAAUUAGAGCCCCCUCUCCUGCCUCGGUCAAGAGAAAAAGAACGAGAUAGAGGGAGUAGAUUCUCUGGCACUGAUCAAGCCCUCCGAAUGGCACCCAUGGGCAUCUAAACUGUCUCCAGCCCUUCGGUGUAGCCAGUCUGCCGUCCUCAUGUUACGGGAGGGAAACCACCAGGAGAAAACCUUGUCUGGAAGGAAUGUAUUUGUCGCUAAAUUUUGUAGCACUGUUUACAGUUUUCCUCCAUGUUAUUUAUGAAUUUUAUAUUCCGUGAAUGUAUAUUGUCUUGUAAGGUCAUGUGGCAUAAUGUUCACUUUUUAUAGUGUGUCCUUUAUUCUAAAUAGUAAAGUGGUUUUAUCUCUAUCACAAA
Sarcophilus harrisii (Tasmanian devil) is the source of this 4542-nucleotide messenger RNA. RefSeq names its product TIMP metallopeptidase inhibitor 3 (gene TIMP3). Gene Ontology annotation, cellular component: extracellular matrix. The record is from RefSeq and is a predicted model, not a curated record. Gene Ontology annotation, biological process: negative regulation of endopeptidase activity; negative regulation of membrane protein ectodomain proteolysis. Lineage: Eukaryota; Metazoa; Chordata; Mammalia; Dasyuromorphia; Dasyuridae. The coding region runs from base 265 to 900 and encodes 211 amino acids. Gene Ontology annotation, molecular function: metalloendopeptidase inhibitor activity; protease binding. The transcript has 5 exons.